UUUGGGAAAAAGAACUCCUUCCUACGCCCUUCCCUGCAUGAAAGUCGGACCCGGAGCUGGGAGCCGACUCCCUUAUGAGGACGAGGCUCCGCUUUGAAGCGCAGUAGGUGUCCUCGGGCUGAUGCAGUGAGGUGCGAGAUCGUCGCGAGGAGACAGGCGUGCGGUGUGACCUGCCAUCUGCCUGGCCUCUCUCCGACUUUCUGGGCCGUGGUCAGCAUCCCGGAGCCUCCCAACCGACAAGGGAGUGGUUACUGUAGUCAACAAGCCGACCACGGGAUGGGAAACGGGAGAGUGUCUGGUCGCAAAGCUUUGAUCCAGCGGGUUGCACGCUGCUCUACUAGCUGCACUUCUGCGGUAUCUAACGUUGACUCUCAGACACCCGUAGAAUUCCCUGAAACACCUAAGGGAGAGGAGGGAAAUAAAAUGACCCAUUUCGGGUUGUGGUUUGAUUUCCUGAGGAUACAACACCAUGGUUGGGGGUGUGGGCGGGAGAGAACCUGAGUCCGGAGAAAAGUAAAGGUGGAGCCUAAAGCACUCUCGGAAAAGUGGGGUGCCAAAGCUCGGGAAGCAUGACGACGGAGACCUUCGUGAAGGAUAUCAAGCCCGGGCUUAAGAAUCUGAACCUCAUCUUCAUUGUACUGGAGACAGGCCGAGUGACCAAGACAAAGGACGGGCACGAGGUUCGGACCUGCAAAGUGGCAGACAAAACGGGCAGCAUCAAUAUCUCUGUCUGGGACGACGUGGGCAACCUGAUCCAACCUGGAGACAUUAUCCGGCUCACCAAAGGGUAUGCUUCAGUGUUCAAAGGUUGUCUGACACUAUACACUGGCCGUGGGGGUGAUCUUCAAAAGAUUGGAGAAUUCUGUAUGGUUUAUUCUGAGGUCCCUAACUUCAGUGAGCCAAACCCGGAGUACAGCACCCAGCAGGCACCUAACAGGACGGUGCAGAACGACAGCAGCCCUACCACCCCCCAGCCUACCACUGGACCUCCUGCUGCUUCUCCAGCCUCUGAGAGCCAGAACGGGAAUGGACUGAGUGCCCCGCCAGGUCCUGGUGGCGGUCCACACCCCACACAUACACCCCCACACACCCCCAGCACCCGCAUUACCCGAAGCCAGCCCAACCACACACCUGCUGGCUCUCCUGGCUCCUCCAACAACCCUGUCAGUAACGGCAAAGAAACCCGGAGGAGCAGCAAGAGAUAGCAAAGCAUGCUUCCUCCCUCCAGCCACCGACUGUAGCCCCAGGUGUCUGCUAGGGAACACAGCCCUGUACUGUGUUGCCUGCUGGCUUUUGAGGGGGUGAGCAGCCACUAAACUUCACUGGAGGGUGGCAAGCAGUGGCCUUACCCACCCUAAGCCCAUACUCCCCAUUUUGUCCAGCUGAAGCUGCCUGGGAUUCCAGGCCCUCUGCCUACCUGCCUUCUUCUUUAGAAACGACAGUUACAGUCUGUUUCUUGAGUGUGUGAUGUGGAAGUCUCGUUGAAGCCCUUCUUCCUAAUAAAUGUUACCACUCUGUA
This is a messenger RNA of Manis javanica (Malayan pangolin), 1519 nucleotides long. RefSeq names its product nucleic acid binding protein 2 (gene NABP2). Gene Ontology annotation, biological process: double-strand break repair via homologous recombination; response to ionizing radiation; mitotic G2/M transition checkpoint. Gene Ontology annotation, cellular component: SOSS complex. Gene Ontology annotation, molecular function: DNA binding. The record is from RefSeq and is a predicted model, not a curated record. Lineage: Eukaryota; Metazoa; Chordata; Mammalia; Pholidota; Manidae.